UUCCUGCCAUCGUUUCCCGUAGAUUUCCGUGGUUUUGACGUGUGAAAAGUCUGCAGGUGUUUUGUGUAGUUUUCAGGAAUGAUGUCUCAGCAGCCUGUGCUGAAGAACAGGCGCACUCUCCUCGAGAGAGCAGAGAAGUUUAUCUCUGAGAUUUAUUUCACAGACUGCAACCUGAGAGGACGACUCUAUGGAGACUCUUGCCCGCUGGAGUCCCUCGCCUCCUUCUUGUCCUCUAAACGGAUCACAUUCACGGAAGCAUCCAAGCAGAACUUUGCACCUCAUAAAGUGGGUGAUACCUUUGGACCGACGUGGUGGACCUGCUGGUUUAAAGUGACCCUGAACAUCCCUGAUUCUUGGAGGGGGAAAGAAGUUCACCUUCUGUGGGAAAGUGAUGGAGAAGCAAUGGUUUGGAGAGAUGAGCAGCCAGUUCAGGGCCUGACUAAAGAGGGUGAAAAAACAAGUUACAUCCUAUCUGACUGUUUGAAAGAUGAGGAGCCACACAGCAUCACCCUUUAUGUAGAGGUGGCUUGUAAUGGGCUUUUUGGAGCUGGUGAAGGAUCCAUGAUUGCAGCCCCAGAUCCAAACAGGAUGUUUUCUGUACAGAAGGCCGAGCUGGUGGUAUUUAACCGGGAAGUACGGGAACUACUGACUGAUUUUGAGAUGCUGAUUGAUAUUGUGAAGGAGCUCGGAGAGGGAGAGCAACGAGGCUACCAGGCACUCUUCACUGUCAAUGAGAUGGUGAACCUGUGUGAUCCCUGCGAUCCUAGCUCUUUCUCCAAAGUACACAGUCUGGCUCACAACUUCUUUAGCCAGCGAAAUGGAGAAAGCCAGCACAAUACUCAUGCGAUGGGUCAUUGCCACAUAGACUCAGCAUGGCUGUGGCCCUAUGAAGAGACCAUUCGUAAAUGUGGCCGAAGCUGGGUGACGGUGAUCCGUUUAAUGGAGAAGAACCCAGAGUUUGUUUUUACUUGCUCUCAGGCCCAGCAGUUCCAGUGGGUAAAGAGCUGGUACCCGGGACUCUUCUCCCAGAUUCAGCAUUAUGUCAAGAAAGGCCAGUUCAUUCCAGUUGGAGGAGCGUGGGUGGAAAUGGAUGGCAAUCUGCCCUCAGGUGAGUCCAUGGUCCGGCAGUUCCUGGAAGGUCAGCGCUUCUUUAACCAUGAGUUUGGGAUCCAUUGCAAAGAGUUCUGGCUUCCAGAUACGUUUGGCUACUCAGCCCAACUUCCUCAAAUAAUGCAGGGCUGUGGCAUUUCCAAUUUCUUGACACAGAAGCUUAGUUGGAACCUGGUCAACACCUUCCCGCACAACACAUUUUUCUGGGAAGGUCUGGAUGGCUCCAAGGUUUUAACACACUUCCCACCUGGAAAUUCCUAUGAAAUGAAGGGCAAGGUUGAAGACCUCGUAAAAACUGUGAAGAAUAACAAAGACAAAGGCAGAGCCAAUCACAGCGCUGUGUUGUUUGGUUUUGGAGACGGUGGGGGUGGACCAACACAGCUGAUGCUUGACCGACUGCACCGAGUCCGGGAUACAGACGGACUUCCCAAGGUCCAGAUGUCCAGUCCUGACAGGCUUUUCUCUGAGCUUCAGGCUGACUCAGCUCUGCUUUGUACUUGGACGGGAGAGCUCUUCCUGGAACUGCACAAUGGCACCUACACCACCCAGGCACAGAUUAAACGAGGAAACCGCCAGUGUGAGACACUGCUUCAUGACAUUGAGAUAGCCAGCAGCUUGGCGCUGUGUCAGGAUGGGACUUUUCAGUAUCCUGUGGAAAAACUGCAAGAGCUUUGGAGGCUGCUUCUUCUAAACCAGUUCCAUGAUGUGAUUCCCGGCAGCUGCAUUGAGAUGGUUGUGGAGGAUGCACUCCGGUAUUAUGAAGAUAUCCGCCGUGAUGGUUCUACACUGCUGCAUAAUGCCUGUGGAGCCUUGGGGUCAAAGGGCAAUUCUGCUGGUGUGUUCAACUCUUUGCCAUGGGAGCGCCAUGAAGUCAUCCAGAUUCAAGAUGGUGCUGGUAAACCUGAUCUGGCUCUGGUGAGAGUUCCCAGCAUCGGUUUGUCUCCUGUUAAGGACACACAGCCUGGGACUCAAGUCUCUGUCUCUAUUCAAGCCGAUGGCACCAUCCUCAUGGAGAAUGGGAUUUUGCAGACUGUCAUAAACAAAGAUGGCACUUUGGCAUCGCUGUAUUUGAUCAGUGCAAACAGGGAAGCCAUCUAUGACAGCUGUUAUGGGAAUCAGUUUAUCAUGUUCGAUGAUGUCCCUCUGUACUGGGAUGCUUGGGAUGUGAUGGACUACCAUCUGCAGACGAGAAAGCCGGUGUUGGAGGUGGUGCAGCCAGUUCGUGUGGUGUCCUCAGGUGGGCUCCGAGGCAGUGUCAGCUUCACCCUCAGGAUCAGUGAUAAGAGCACGAUCACCCAGGAGAUUGUCAUGGACGCCAUGUGUCCUUACAUCAAGUUCAACACAGAAGUGAAGUGGGCAGAGUCUCACAAGUUUCUCAAGGUGGAAUUCCCUGUGCGAGUUCACAGCCCCAGUGCUACAUAUGAGAUCCAGUUUGGUCAUUUGCAGAGACCCACGCACAGGAACACUUCAUGGGACUGGGCCAGAUUUGAGGUUUGGGGUCACAAAUGGGCCGAUUUGUCAGAGCACAACUUUGGAGUUGCACUGCUGAAUGACUGCAAAUAUGGCUAUUCGGUCCACAAGAACACUAUGACACUGUCUCUACUGAGAGCAACAAAGGCCCCAGAUGCCAAUGCUGACAUGGGGACUCAUCAUUUCACCUACGCAGUCAUGCCACACACAGGAUCCUUUCAAGAUGCCUCAGUCAUCCAGUGCGCCUACAACCUCAACUUCCCUUUGAGGUCAAUCCGGUGCACUCCUGACACGGUGCCCUGGAAUGCCUUUUCCAUCAGUAGUGCUGCAGUCAUCCUUGAGACCAUUAAACGGGCCGAGGACAGGAAGGGUGCACUUGUAGUCCGGCUCUAUGAGUCACAUGGGAGCAGCGUGACUGCAACUCUCUGUACCACCCUUCCGGUUAGGGAAGCCUGGCCUUGUGACCUCUUGGAGAGACAAGACCCCACCCAGCCAGCACACAUUACGUCAGAGGGAAUCAUUUUGAACUUCAACCCCUUUCAAAUAGUGUCACUUCUCCUCAUUUUGUAAUACAUAUGGCAUUUCCUAUCGUCAGGGUUGUCACAAAUUGAAUAUUAAUAAAAUGCUUUGGGCCUAGAAACUAGUUAAAUAAUCUGGUGCUGUUCUAUUGUUGUUUUUCAGGAGACUUUAACUUUGAUACAUUGCAUCAUAUCAAUAAAAGGUUAUAGAACUUU
Molecule: messenger RNA, 3314 nt
Organism: Dicentrarchus labrax (European seabass)
Lineage: Eukaryota; Metazoa; Chordata; Actinopteri; Moronidae
Gene: man2c1
Product: mannosidase, alpha, class 2C, member 1
Exons: 26
Coding region: 79-3150 (1023 amino acids)
Biological process (GO): mannose metabolic process; oligosaccharide catabolic process
Molecular function (GO): carbohydrate binding; alpha-mannosidase activity
Source: RefSeq, a predicted model, not a curated record